AUGUCUAGUCAGCGUCUUGUCCUAGGCCUCCCACGUGUCUUGCCGUCGCUGCCGCCUUCGCUUGCGCCGCUGUGUCGUCCCUGCGUCGAGGGUAGGCUGCGCGCCACCCCUCACUCCUCCUCCCUUCGUCCGGCCACCGAGCCUUUUGAGACGCUUCACUUGGACGUCUGGGGCCCCGCCCCUCGUCUAGGCCCUGAGCGUGAGCGUUACUUUCUGGUGGUCGUUGACGACUUCUCCCGCUACACCACAGUGUUCCCACUGGCGAAGAAGUCUGAGGUGACUUCUACGCUGAUCAGGUGGUUGCUCACCACCGAGGACACUCGUGGUCGUCGUGUCAGCUGUCUCCACUCCGACCGUGGGGGUGAGUUUCGCUCCGGCAUUCUCGCUGGAUUCUGUCGCGAGCAGGGCAUUCAUCAGUCCUGGACGCUUCCAGAGUCCCCACAGCAGAAUGGGGUUGCUGAGCGCCGCAUAGGCCUGGUCAUGGAGAUCGCCCGCACCUCCUUGACUCACGCCUGUGCCCCCCAUUUUCUGUGGCCCUACGCGGGUCCCCUGGUGUUGCGUCGCGGUUUCGUGUCUGGGGGUGCUUGGCUCUUGUCCGCGACACCUCCGCGGACAAGCUCUCGCCUCGUGCCGUUCCCUUGUGUCUUCCUUGGUUUCCCUGAGGACUCCUCUGACUUCACCUUUUACCACCCUCCCUCUCACCGGUUCUUUGACUCCCGUGACGUCUGUUUCGAGGAGUCCACUCCGUACUACGUCAGGUACCCCAGUCGAGGUCUCCCGGUUCCUCCUCCCCCCCUCUUCCUGACUGCCGCUCCCCCUCGUGCUCCCCCGGUACAGCCUCCCCCCCCUGGCCCAGCCCCGUCAGGUGUGUCCCAGGCUACCCCUCCUCCUUCGGUAGCCCCUCCGGUACAGCCUCCCUCCCCACAGUCCUCCUCGCAGCGUGCCGUUGGUGCUAGCUCUCGAGAGGUUGGUGCUGCGCCUGUUCCUGUACCGGUUUCUGGUUCUGGGGGUGCUGGAGUUGGAGCUGGUGUUGGAGCUGGAGGUGGAGCUGGAGUAGGCACUGGAGUUUCUGGUUCUGGGGGUGCUGGAGUUGGAGCUGGAGUUUCUGGUUCUGGAGUUGGAGCUGACCCGGUGGGUGCAGAGGACUCUUGUCGUCCGGGAGCCGGUGCUGGCCGCGCGGACUCUGGGGGUGCUCCCUCUGGGGGUGAGGGUGCGCCUGCUUCGGGUUCUGGUGCGCCUGGGUCUGGAGCUGGUGUUAGUGCUGCCUCUGGGGGUGGUGCGCCUGGUUCUUCGGGGGUUGACUCUGGAGCUGCCGCUGCUUCGGACUCUACUCCGCCCCCCCACCCCUACCCGACUAGGCACCAGGCUCGUGUUCGCCGUGCCCGUGACGAGCAGCUGGAGUUGGAGAGAGAGGAGAGGGAGUUACAGCGGCUGGCGGAGCAGCAGCAGCAGCUGGACCCGCAGGAGCAGCAGUCCCAGCAGCAGCCGCGUCCGCAGCAGCAGCAGUCGCAGCAGCAGCAGCACCAGCCACUUCCUCCUCCUGUCUCGGGUCUUCGGGCCCUUGGUCUCCCCUCCCCUUCUCCUCCCUCCUCCGCCUCUCCUCCCUCCUCCGCCUCUCCUCCUGUCUACGGUCCCACGUUUCCUCCACCUGACUCCUCCCCCGCUGUUUUCUCUAGUUCUUCGCCUUUGUCCUCUCCUCCUCCGUCUCGUUCUUGGGCUACUCGUCGCUCCCCUCGUGCUCGUCCCUCAUCUCCUGUUCCCUUCACUGACCUUCGUACUGCCUUACUUUGUUCCAGUCCACCUCGUCCGUCUCAGUCUGUGCUUCCGUCUCCUCCUGAGUCGGCCCUCACCGUGUCGCUCCCUGCUCCUAUCACUGACUACUACCGCACGUACCAUCCUGUUCUCUCUCGUGUUCUCGCCUCUCUUGUUACUCACCCUCGUGCCUCUGUGUCCUCUGUGUCUGCUCUUACUGCCGCGGUUACUGACUUUGCCGCUACUCGCCGCCUUGACUACGCCACCACACUUGUGGCUGCUCCUCCUACCAGUCCUCUGGCCGUCGGGGGUGUGUCUGCCCUUGGCUGUGACGCCCUAGAGGACAGGCAGUUUGAGCUAGAGUUCCUGGCGGCCGCUUCCCCUCAUCUCUGUGCCAUGCUCCUCGCCCCUGAGGGUGACCCCGACGCCCCUGACAUUCCGACUCCUCGCACUUACGCUGAGGCAGUGUCAGGGCCUUGGGCCUCUCAGUGGAGAGCUGCCAUGGACGCAGAGAUGGCCUCCUACAGAUCCACAGGCACCUACGUCGAUGAGGUUCCCCCCCCUGGGGCGAACGUAGUCGACGGCAUGUGGAUCUACAGGGUGAAGCGGCCACCGGGAUCUCCCCCGGUCUUCAAGGCGCGCUACGUGGCUAGAGGUUUCAGUCAGCGCGAGGGAGUUGACUUCUUUCAGACCUUCGCACCUACCCCGAAGAUGACCACUCUUCGGGUGUUACUACACGUAGCAGCACAGAGAAACUACGAGUUACACUCUCUCGACUUCUCCACUGCUUUCCUUCAGGGCAGCCUACACGAGGAGGUCUGGUUGCGUCGUCCCUCGGCCUUCACUGGCACUUUCCCUCCUGGGACCCAGUGGAGGCUGAGGCGACCUGUUUACGGUCUUCGCCAGGCCCCUCGCGAGUGGCACGACACUCUGCGUUCUACCCUCUCUGACCUUGGGUUCCAGCCGUCUUCUGCCGACCCGUCGCUGUUCGUUCGUCGUGGCUCCACACCGUUCUUUGUUCUGGUCUACGUCGACGACCUCGUUUUCGCCACUCCGGACAGGGUUGCUUUGGCAGACGUGAAGUCCGAACUGCAGAAGAGACACACGUGCACUGAUCUUGGUGAGCUGCGCCACUACCUUGGCCUGCAGAUCACCAGGGACAGAGCCGCUCGCACCAUUACACUCUCACAGUCACACAUGGUGCAGCAGGUCCUUCAGCGGUUCGGGCUUCAGCACUCCACCGUACAGCGCACACCUCUCGCUGUUGACCACAGACUCACUGGUCCCUUUCCUGACGAGCCGUUUGAGCCUAGUGGUCCCUACGCAGAGCUUGUGGGUUGCCUCAUGUACCUGAUGACUUGUACUCGCCCGGACCUCGCCUUCCCUCUCAGCAUCCUUGCGCGCUUUGUUGCGCCAGGGAGACACCGUCCUGUUCACUGGACGGCAGCUGUGAGGGUGGCGAAGUACCUAGCGACUACAUCAGGCGUGGGGCUAGUUCUUGGAGGGCAGCAGUCUGUCGUACUCACUGGUCACUGUGACUCCUCUUACGCUGACGACGCUGCGACUCACAGGUCUACUCAGGGGUACUGUUUCAGUCUGGGUUCUGGAGCUGUUUCCUGGCGUUCCACGCGCUCCUCUUCUGUCUCGACCUCUACAGCUGAGGCUGAGAUUUACGCUGGUGCCAUGGCGGCACAGGAGUUGCGGUGGUUGACCUUCUUGCUCGCCGACCUUGGUGAGCGGCCGAGCUCUGCACCGACCUUGUUUACUGACAACAAGGCGUCGAUCCUCCUCUGUCGUGAGCCGCGACUGGAGAGCAGAGUGAAGCACAUUCACGUCAGGUACUUUCUUCUGCGAGAGUUGCAGAGACGUGGACAGGCUCGCUUCGAGUUCGUGGAGUCCGAGGCCAACACUGCAGACAUCUUCACCAAGGCGCUUCCGCCUUGUGACCACCAGAGGUGUUGUGUGCAGUUAGGCCUUGUUGACACAGGUUCUAGUCAUGUGUAG
This is a messenger RNA of Closterium sp. NIES-65, 3756 nucleotides long. NCBI's taxonomy places the organism in Eukaryota, Viridiplantae, Streptophyta, Zygnematophyceae, Desmidiales, Closteriaceae. The record is from the annotation of a GenBank genome assembly.